This is a messenger RNA of Prorocentrum cordatum, 2120 nucleotides long. The record is from the annotation of a GenBank genome assembly. Lineage: Eukaryota; Dinophyceae; Prorocentrales; Prorocentraceae.
UGGAGGCGGAGGAGCUCUAUGCUCCGUUGGACCCCUUUUUGGGAGUUCGCGCAGCGACGCGACAGGGCGGCCCCGGGACCCGCGAGGAGGACGGCCGGUGAUGCGGGGGCCUGCGCUGCUCAUGCUUUCCCCCCCGCCGACCCUGUCCUGAAUGUCACCUGCGGGCCUUUCGGACCCUUCUCCUCCGCGAUGCAACCGCAGGAGGAGGAGGGGCCCUCGGCGAGUGCAGGUGCGCACGCCCUGCGGGCGGCGGGGACGGGCCCAGACGCCCGGCCGCUCCAGUGUUUGUUCGGAGGCGUGGGCCCCGGAGGUCUGGACCACGCCCUGCAGACUCGAUGCUGAUGCUCCUUUUUGCUUCUUGUUGGUUUGGCGUGUGAGGAUACAUCGACCUUUUGAGGCCUUCCCCUCCUUCCCCCUCCGCCCCUCGCCGUGCUCGCGCUUGCAGGGUCAGCUCCCUGAGUAUGUCCUGGUCGCAGGCCCUCCCCGCUCUUCCGCGCCACAUGAGUUGGUGCUUCAACAACUGCGCGCUGCAUGGUCCAUAGCAAUUUUGGCUCAAGUCGGGUGCCCCGACAGCGCCUCGGCUCCAGGAACAUGGUGCGCAUGGUGCGCCCCUGGCUCCUCCUCCUCUCCAGGUGGGCCGUGCCGCUCGCGGAGGCCACUGCCUCCGCGGGCUGCGGCCCCUUCGGCGGGGCCGCUCGCUCGGAGGCGGACGUGGGCCGCGAGCAGGAAUGCGAGCACGCGUCCAUCGGCUUCGAGGCUCUGCAGACGGCCUCUGCGCUGUCAAAAUCCCGCCACAUGCUCAAGCGGGACGCGGGAGGGACAGAGCGCAGCCAGCUGAGCGGCGUUGAGGGCAACCCGUACGUCCGGGGGCCCAACAUCUAUCUCGCAGACCUUGUGGACCUCGACAACUACUGGGGCUACUGCCUGGACAUCGCUGGGUCCCCGCCCCACCCGCAGUGCGACAGCAUCCAGGGGCACACCUGCAAGUCGGACGGUGCGGACACCCAGUUCCGGUUCGACCCCGACACGGGGUCGAUCGUGUCGCAGAAUUUCAACGGUAUAUGCAACCCGAUGUAUGACGGGGAGCAGGACGGAAGGAUAUGGCAGGCAGACCUGAACAACACCCGCGGCGGUUGCCUCCGGGUCGCUGGGUCCCUCGAGGCUGGGACUCAGCUUGUCAUGGUGGAGUGCCGGGCGCCCGACUCUCUGCAGAAGUUCAGGUACACCCCGAGCAGGCAGUUCGCCGUGGUGGACACCAGCCUCUGCCUCGUCCUCGGGCAGGAGAGGGCCGAGCAGGACGGCUUCUCGUCUCGCACCGCCGAGCUGCAGGACUGCGCGUCGUGGCCAGCUGAGCUGUCAACCUGGGAGGUCAUCACGAGCACCCACGAGAAGUACUACCCAGAGUCGAGCCCCAGCAUGGCAUGGAUUGGCGUCAAUUCGGAGCAGGCGAGAGGGGAUCCCCUGCCCCUCUAAGCAUUCUGCAGGUGAUUGUUCCACUUCUGAACAACUUGUCCGGAUUUUGUUUAACUUCGACACUUACCAUGUUUCAACUUCAUGUUCAACAGGCUUUGCCCGAAUGCAGCGAUCGCUCAUGACGGGGUUGGCGGUUGGUCCCCGUGCGCGCUUUUCCGACCCGCCCGCUUGCGUUAGAGCAAGCGGGCCCGUCGCAAAAGCGCCACCGCUCGUCUUGCCAGUUCAUUUGUAAAUAUCUUUAUCGUACUAGUGUCACUGGCGCGAGCUGGCCCGUGUCACCGCGCGUUUUCAGUUUUGUUGCGCCAUGGAGUUCGCAUGUAAAAAAACAACUGCGCGCUGCAUGUAGCCUGGCCGGCGGCCUCGAGGACGCCCCUGUUCGAGAGGCGCGGCAAAUAUGCCGGGGCAAUGUUCAAGAUCCGUUUGAGGCAUCUUGGGGCAAAACGUUACCAGCGCCUGCGUCCGUUUGCCUCGCCCUUCCAACCCUUGCCCCGCGCCUGCCGCGCCACCAGCGCCCGCGUCCGUUUGCCAUCAUUUUGCCUCUUCCUGCUCCUCGAGCCGACGGUCGGAGAGCGCGUUGACGCCGCGCGCCCCGCGGGCUCGGAGUGCGUGAUGCAGUAGCAGCGAGAGAUAAAUAGAUGAGGAGGGGG